GAAACAAUAUGGCGGACACCGGUGAUGGGUGAAUUUUCAAAUUCUGUGCAAUGAAAUUGCAGUAUUCAAUAGUUUGAAACGUAUUUUGUUCUAUUUGGACCAUAUUUUGUAUGAUAAUGCCUUUCUUCAUUCUCGUGCUGAGUAUUGUAGUUGUCAACAGACUUAAUCAUUAAGAAAAUGGACCGAAAGAGUAAAAAAUAUUUGGACCUCUCAUUUGGGGCAAAACAACAGUCAAAUCAAAGUGCUUUGAGGAAUGGUGUGAGGCCUCAUGGUGGUGUCAAAGGUCAGCCUGCUCAUCCUCUGAACCUGUAUUCCUUCUCCAAAGAAGAGAGCUAUCAACAAGAAAUGAGGGAAAGCAUUGACCAACUCUUUGAAGAGGAAUACUUAGCACAAUGUGGGUCACCAAAGUAUGCAGUACGCAUGAGCAAUGAAGAAGUAGUCCACUCUGGGGAGUCAGCCCUAUUUUCUAACAAGCUUCUGGCUCCAAGUCGGCUGGAACAAAGAGGCACAUCCAUGACCCUUCAUUCCCCAAAGCGACCUAAGCACAAAUAUGACCCUCCUGUUAAGAGUAGAACACAACAACAGCGUUUCUAUAGGCCCAACAGUACACAUCAGUUUCUCACUAAGACUGAACUCAAGAACUCCACUGCUGGUGAGGUGGAUGUUAAACUAGGAAAACCAACCAGAACAACAUUACUGAGAGCCAGGCAGAGGAGGAACUCUGCCCCAGGGACAACACACAAUGAGAGAAGGAAAAUGAGAGAACAAAUUGAACAGCAGUUUCAAAGGCCAGAGUCCGCAAGGAGCACUUCCAGCAGUUUGAACAGCCAUGUGCCAGUAGAGAAGGGAGAAUCUGUUCAUGCCUUCCUGACAGGGGCCCGUUACAACAGAGCUCAAUACCUUGACUCUAGAAGUCUCUUUGAGUAUGGAAUAUACCUGUCGAGGACCAACCCUGGAGAAGUCUACAUCAGCGCUGUGCCCCCUAAAGGUCAAGGUCACCAUGAUGAUGAUCAGACACCUAGGGCUCCACCUGAUUCCCCAAAUUCAAGUUGUAGCUCUAGUGAAGAUGAGUAUUCACGGCCAAUCAGACAGUCCCAAUCACUUAACUCCGGUCCUGGAUCAUUCCCAAGACGAACACCAAGACCAAACACAGCAAAGGGGACAACCAGGACACGUCAUGCCUGGGGGGAGGAGGACGAAUGUGUGGCUUGUAAAUCAGGGUCAGAUAAUCUCCAGGACCCCCGGUUAUUGAACCACAUAAUGAGCAGUCCUGAUAUGUUGAAUAUUCAAGGUUACAGCAUUAACAACCCCCACAGAGAAAGAGCCCAGAGUGCACGUCCAUUGUUUAGUAGUGGUCAGAAACUUUCUAUACAAAUCUCAAAUAUAUCUCAACACAACGUUAUGCCUCAGAGACCUAAAACUGCUGGCCAACGUCCAACAGGUGCAGGAUUAUCCCAAGUCUCCAUAUCAGGCCAGAAGAUGACGCCAUAUAAAGAGGUUCAGCCAAUCAUAAAGCAGCAUCUGGCUACAAUGGUUAAUCCACCCAACACGCCAAAAAGUGCAAGGAAAUUGUCAAAUAUGCAAACAUUACCAGAUCAUAUGACAGUAGAAAAAGUGCAGAAAUUGCAGAAAACUGUUACUAUUAAUGAAGAUCCUGAUAUACGGAUUUUGGACAAUGAGGGUGUAUCUGUCCCAGAAUCCCCUUGUACAGAUAAAGAUAUCAAUGAAAAUAUUAUCAAAUUAAAAUCUAACCAAAUUGAUGGAAAGGAAAAACACUUAGUAAAAUCUGAAGAAGAACCUGUUGAAAAAGAUACUGAAGCCAGUAAAGAAGAAGUGAAUGCUAAUAACACUGCGAAUAGUAAAGAAGAUGAUAAAACUGAUGCCAAAGUAAAUGCAGAGGAGAUAAAUGGAAACAUGGACAAUGUGCAAGAUAAUGACAAUGUGAAUGAUAUCACAGAGAUAAGUGAGAAUAAAAACUCUGAGAAUGACACCAACGAAAAUGAAAAUGAUGAAAUGGCUAAAGAGAUUGUUAAACCAGCUGAGACUACAGAAAAGGAACCCCUCAGUAUUAUAAAAGAUAUCAUGAACAGUGAACAAGAUAAGACAGAUGAUGACAACAUUGACAAUGACUUGAAGGACAUCCAAGAAGCUAUGAAAAACAUGGAAACAAACGUUACAUAUAAAUAUUUAGAAGAUGACGUUAUUGAUGAAUUACACAAAGAUCCAGACAGCAAUAAUACUAAUGGAAAUGCAAAUGAAAAGUCACAAAAUGAUUCUGCAACAUUCUUCAUGACUGAAGAUAAGGAUGAUCAAAAAGAUGAUGUUACUCCAAGCAAGGCUGAAGAUAAAGAUGAGGCUGAAAUCAAAAAUGAGUCUCAAGGUCUCAGAGUUGCUGAAACAAUAAUAAGCGUAGAAAUCCGGAGCAACCCUGGCUCUUAGUAUUAUAUACAAAGAUGUGUCCAUAAUAAGUCAUGCCCUCGGGUAAAUUGUCAGGGUGUUUUUCUAUAAAUAACACACUGUGCAGACCUGAUGCAAUUUAGCAAUAUUCAGAGUAGAACAUUUUAUGUAUAUGUGUGCCCUCAAUGAGCUUUAGUUACUUGAUUGUGCCUGGUCUGUGCAGCGUGAAAAAUAGUCUUGUUGAAUACACAUAGACACACUACUGCAUGGAAUCAAUGGAAUCAACCAAGAUUUGUGUUGACAUUUCUCCAUGAGGGUUUGACUCACUCCUUUGCUGUUAUCAUUGAAUUAUCUGUGAUAAGGGAACACCUCAAAAGCUACACAUUAAAAUCUACACUUAAUCCAACUGCUGAACUAUCUACCUAUCCUUGUUAAAGUAACAUACUUUAUUGAACUGUGAAUCCCU
Owenia fusiformis is the source of this 2863-nucleotide messenger RNA. Lineage: Eukaryota; Metazoa; Annelida; Polychaeta; Sabellida; Oweniidae. The record is from the annotation of a GenBank genome assembly.